This is a messenger RNA of Aspergillus steynii IBT 23096, 285 nucleotides long. RefSeq lists its product as uncharacterized. The record is from RefSeq and is a predicted model, not a curated record. The transcript has 2 exons. NCBI's taxonomy places the organism in Eukaryota, Fungi, Ascomycota, Eurotiomycetes, Eurotiales, Aspergillaceae. The coding region runs from base 1 to 285 and encodes 94 amino acids.
AUGAAACCCACCGCCCUCCUCCUCGGCAUCGCAGCGCUGUUCACCUCCGCCGUCGUGGCCGAUAAAACAUGCACCCCGAGUUUCGAUUACUGCGCCAACGAGCUGAUGGAGAAGAAGGGCUUCUCGGAAGACGAUAUCAAAACCUCCCUAAAGGGCAGCGAGUAUGAGAACGAGGACUUUCAGAACAUUCUCCUUCAUUGUAUGAAUCCCGGGAUGGUGGGGCAUGCGAAGCUCUGCGCGAGUGGAUGUCAGGCGGCGGCGCAGGAGGGGAGUCGCAAGUGUUGA